GACGGAGAGAGAGAUAGUGACUGAUUUCAUUAUUCCUCUUUUUUAAAUCAGAUAAUCUGCUCUGCAUCCAUCAGCUCUCCAGGAGAUAAACGGAAACCACACCGCAGCUAAAGGAUUAACCGGUGAACAAGGGCGUUUCACUUCCGUCACACAAAUAUGACGUCAGCUGCCAGAUGAAUUUGGCGCGCGCGAGUUGGUCAGCCGAGCGGCGAGUGUUGUUAAAAUGGCCAUAGCGAUGUACCUGGAGCAUUACCUGGACAGUAUCGAGGGUCUUCCCUUCGAGCUGCAGAGGAAUUUCUCACUCAUGACGGAUCUGGACAACAGGACCGAAGAGAAGAAAGUGGAGAUCGACGGCCUGGCGUCUGAGUACAUGGAGAGCGUGAGGAACCUGUCUCCUGAGGAACGCGUGCAGCACCUGAAGAGGAUCGAGCUGGCCUUCAGCAAGUGUCUGGAGUUCAGCGACGAUAAAGUGCAGCUCGCCAUGCAGAUAUACGAACUGGUGGAUAAACACAUCCGGCGUCUGGACGCUGAUCUGGCCCGCUUUGAGAACGAGCUGAAGGAUAAACUGGACUCGAGCGGUCUGGACAGCUCCGACGACAAGAAGAGCAGAAAGAAGAAGAACCUGAAGGACAGAAGAGGAGGAAGUGGGAGAGAAAAGAAUGCUUCUGGUCACGACUCUCCAAAACACAAAGUACAGAAGAACAGUGACGUUCUGCUGGACGUUAACUCACCUGAUGUUCUGGACAUGCCUGUGGACCCCAACGAGCCCACGUACUGUCUGUGUGCUCAGGUCUCUUAUGGAGAGAUGAUUGGCUGUGACAACGCUGAUUGUCCGAUCGAGUGGUUUCACUUCUCCUGUGUGGGUCUGACGACUAAACCCAAAGGGAAAUGGUUUUGUCCUCGGUGUACACAGGACAUGAAGAAGAAAUGAGGCUGGUGUUCUCGCUGCUGCACUUUAAUCCCAGACUUCAACACACACACACACACACACACACGUCUAAGAAUAAUGUGAUAUUUUAAUAAAUGCAGAUUAUGCACUGUCCGGUUUCGACCAGGAAACUCUUCAUAGUUUCAGAUGUUCUCUUUAAAUCUGUAUUUUAUAAUUAAAGUUCUUUAAUGUGGCCUUUA
Molecule: messenger RNA, 1128 nt
Organism: Hemibagrus wyckioides
Lineage: Eukaryota; Metazoa; Chordata; Actinopteri; Siluriformes; Bagridae
Gene: ing5b
Product: inhibitor of growth family, member 5b
Exons: 8
Coding region: 224-931 (235 amino acids)
Biological process (GO): regulation of DNA-templated transcription
Cellular component (GO): nucleus
Source: RefSeq, a predicted model, not a curated record